GACCGCACAGACGAAAAUCUGUCACGCAAAGAAUCUUUAAUUCCCAACCAUAUAAAAAGGCCAGAAAAUUCCAAUCUUAUUCUAACUUGGAAGAAAUUUGUUCUUGCACAAAGCCUUUUACAAAGCGUGACUAAACGUCACACAACAACAGUCACAUAAUAUUAUCAACUUUCCACGUGAUUUUGGGUUACCAAAUUUUACCAAUGCGUCUUUUUCCAAAAUUAGCAAUGGCUGCCACAAUAAGAAAACUUGUCAGCACUUCUAAAGCUCCUGGAGCUAUUGGAGCUUACAGCCAAGCUGUCAUCGCAGACAAGACGAUGUACAUCUCAGGUCAGCUUGGAAUGGACCCAAAGACUAUGGAGCUGGUGUCUGAUGAUGCUGCUAGCCAAGCAAAACAGGCUCUAACGAACAUGGGGCACAUUCUUGAAGCUGGUGGCUCUGCUUUUAAUAAAGUUGUUAAAACUACUGUAUUGCUGGGUAACAUCAACGACUUUCAAGCUGUCAAUGAAGUGUAUAAAACUUUUUUCACUGAGAAGCAACCAGCAAGAGCUGCCUACCAAGUUGCAAAUCUGCCAAAGGGAGGAAAAGUAGAAAUCGAGGCCAUUGCCAUAGUUGGAGAGGUAAAGGAUGAAUAAGAGAUCCAUUCUCCUGGGUUUUUUGAUACAUUUGUAGCAGUAUUUUACCUUAAACUAUAACACAAAUAAGACUCAAAUAAAGAUUUGAUCCUAUUCUUUACA
Molecule: messenger RNA, 737 nt
Organism: Actinia tenebrosa (Australian red waratah sea anemone)
Lineage: Eukaryota; Metazoa; Cnidaria; Anthozoa; Actiniaria; Actiniidae
Product: 2-iminobutanoate/2-iminopropanoate deaminase
Cellular component (GO): mitochondrion; cytosol
Molecular function (GO): deaminase activity
Source: RefSeq, a predicted model, not a curated record